UCUGGCUCGGUUUCGCAACGGUCAACUGGCUGAUUGAGAAGUUCGAUCGGCAACCUCUUCAGGUUCUGAUGAUGCAUACUGCACUCGAUGCUAGGUUCCUGUACGAUGUACAACAAGAGGAAAUCUGCACCACCCUUCCCCCUCCAUUCCCGCCCCUCCCCCAACUCGAUGCCCCCAACUCGAUGCACGCUUCCAAAACCGUCUCUCGUCUGCACCAAACCGAGUCGAGUUGACAUACAUACGCAGCCCAGGAGAUCUCCAGUGAGCCAGCCACAUUUCGGACCGUUACUCUCUUAAGCUGCUCUUUCUAAGAUAGACCCCCCCCCUCCACCGCCAUCGCUCACCGGUGUGUCUAAUGAUCGCAAGACCGGCUCGGCGCCUGCAGACAUAGUGUUCCACACGUCAACUCCCGCCCUUCUCCGUCCUCUCUAAGCGAGGUGCUUGGGGUUGCAGUGAGUCGACGUCGAGCGAAUACGAAUACGUACGUCGUCGUCAGUAUCGAGACCCUGGUGCUCCAUGUACUCAAACAUACAUUUUCAUUCUGAGCGUCUCCAUCCAUCGCUUACGUGGUAGCACUCUUGAUGCGACUAGCCCGCAGGCAAGACCCAGCUCCGGCAGCAGGUUGUACAAUGGUGUACCUGAAGACGAGCCCGGAGACUCACAAGCUUCAGACCCCGAGUGAGAUCGGACAACAAGGACCAGUGCUUGCCAGCAAACGUCACUGGUGCUGCUUUGCUGUCUGGAGAGGGGACGAGUGGGAGGGGAGGGGGGAAGCGCUUGGACUGUCCCAGCAUAACCCUCUUCCAGACAUAUAUUUGUCUGCUAUGCGACGUUAUCUGAACCAUGACGUUUUGCCGUCUUGAGUCUGCACAUCUGGUCUGAAGUUCCGUCCUGUUAUCUUGUUGGACUGCACAUAGAACUGCAUCUAGAACUGCACAUACCCUCAGACCCGGACACAUCUCUUCCAUCGAAGAAGCCGCAUCAUGUCUGUUCUCCCCACAACCGCAUCGGAGACGCCCGCGGGCGCCGCCGCCAUGGACUUCAUGACGCUGAACAAGAAGUACGCCGAGGAGAAGGAGAAGCGCCAAAGGCCGGACGGCAACAAGCAAUACGUCGACAUGGAGGCGGAUGCGCGGUUCAGCAAGCUCGCCCGGGACCCCUGGGCCGACCACGAGAAGCUCAACGCGCAGCCGGCCAACCUCCGGGACGGCGACAAGAUCAAGAUCGUCGUCCUGGGCGCCGGCUACGGCGGCCUGCUCUACGCCAUCCGCCUCGUUCAGGCCGGCUUCCGCGCCGAGGACAUCCGCCUCGUCGACGCCGCCGGCGGCUUCGGCGGCACCUGGUACUGGAACCGCUAUCCGGGCCUCAUGUGCGACGUCGAGAGCUACAUCUACAUGCCGCUGCUCGAGGAGACGGGCUACGUGCCGAGGCACAGGUACUCGUACGGCCACGAGCUGCUCGCGCACGCGAACCGCCUGGCCGAGACGUGGAACCUGGCGGACAAGGGCGUCUUCCGCUCGCAGAUCAAGAGCUACGAGUGGGACGAGGACGCGAGGCGGUGGUCAGUGGUCAUCGAGCAGGGCCGUGGCCCCAACGAGGCGCCCGUGACGAUGACGGUGUGGUCGCAGUUCGUCGUCGUCGCGAACGGCGUCUUGAACCACCCCAAGGUGGCCAAGAACCUCGAGGCCUUCGAGGGCGCCAUGUUCCACACCGCGCGGUGGGACUACGGCGUCACCGGCGGCAGCCCGGACGACCUCGAGAAUGUACAGCUCACGGGCCUGCAAGGGAAACGGGUCGGCAUCAUCGGCACGGGCGCCACGGCCAUCCAGCUCGUGCCCCAGCUCGCCAAGUGGGCCAAGGAGCUCUACGUCUUCCAGCGGACGCCCUCGUCGGUGGACGAGCGGGGCCAGCGGCCGACGGACCUGGAGGAGUGGAAGAAGAGGAUCGCCAGCGGCGGCCCCGGUUGGCAGACCCGCCGCACCGAGAACUUCAACGUCUUCAUCACCGGCGGCGAGGCGGACGAGAACCUGGUCGCGGACGGCUGGACGACGAUCAAGACGUACAAGGCCCUCAUCGGCAGCCCCCAAGACAAGCCCCUCGGCAUGGCGGACAUCCCGGGCCACAUCGGCAACCUGCUCGCCCUGGACGUGCCCCGGUCCGAACGGAUCCGGCGGCGCGUAGACGAGAUCGUCAGGGACAAGGCGACGGCCGAGUCGCUCAAGCCGUGGUACCCGAGCUGGUGCAAGCGGCCGACGUUCCACGACGACUAUCUGCCGGCGUUCAACCUGCCCAACGUCUACCUGGUCGACACCAACGGUAAGGGCGUGGACAGGGCGACCAGGACGUCCCUCGUCGUCGGCGACGCAGACUACCCGCUCGACGUCGUCGUGCUGAGCACGGGUUACAGGCCGGUCGGCGAGAACCUGGUCGAGCCUUCGGGUCGGUCCAACAUGACCAUCCGAGGCCGCGGGGGGCGCCUCAUGUCCGACAAGUGGUUCGGCGAGGGGCCGUCGACGUUGCACGGCGUGCUCACCAGCGGCUUCCCGAACCUCUUCCUCGCCGGCCCGCUGCAGACCGGCGCAUCGGUCAACUUCGCCUAUGUGCAGGACGUCCUCUCGCAGCAUUGCGCGUACAUCCUGGCCGAGGCGAUGAAGCGGGCGGGCAAGAGCACCGACAAGGUCGUCGUCGAGUCCACCGUCGAGGCCGAGGAGACCUACGCGGGGCUCAUCAUGCAGUACGCGGCGUGGUUCUCCGCCAUGAGCGUCUGCACGCCGGGGUAUCUGAACAACGAAGGGCACCAGGCGCCGCCGGAAGAGCAGAUGAAGAUGGCCAAGGGCGCGCCGUUCCCUCUUGGGAUGAAUGCCUGGGCGCGGUUUCUGAAGGAGUGGCGUGCCGAGGGUUCGAUGAAGGGUGUGAAUGUUAUUGCCGCAUGAACU
Molecule: messenger RNA, 2936 nt
Organism: Colletotrichum destructivum
Lineage: Eukaryota; Fungi; Ascomycota; Sordariomycetes; Glomerellales; Glomerellaceae
Product: Putative FAD/NAD(P)-binding domain superfamily
Exons: 1
Coding region: 984-2933 (649 amino acids)
Source: RefSeq, a predicted model, not a curated record